Messenger RNA from Aspergillus bombycis, 1356 nucleotides. Its product is annotated as GNAT family N-acetyltransferase. The transcript is spliced from 2 exons. The record is from RefSeq and is a predicted model, not a curated record. The coding region runs from base 1 to 1356 and encodes 451 amino acids. Gene Ontology annotation, biological process: siderophore biosynthetic process. Lineage: Eukaryota; Fungi; Ascomycota; Eurotiomycetes; Eurotiales; Aspergillaceae.
AUGAGCCAGUCCCUCGCAGAGUCUACGCCAAAGGGCAACCCACCAUAUCCUUGGGUGAAGCUUCCUCAUCCAUACCUCACGAGCUACAAAAUUCACAUUGUCUCCGAAUCCACGCCACGAGUGCUUCAGCUCCAAUUACAUGACUCUUCCGUUGGACAGCCACUUCCGGAGCCACUCCACAACAGUUCCCUCACCUACACAGAUGUAUCCUACGACGAAUCCGCCAAGGAAAUCCCCGACAAUGACAACAGUCCCUGGGCGCGAACCCGCCGAGCGCCAGGUAUCUCAUUCCAGUGGACAAGUCCUGAGGCACCAACCCUCGGCCAGAUCUGGAACGUCAUCCACGCAACCUUUCUAACACAUCCCCAAUACGAAAUUCUGCGUCUAGAUCUGAUCGGAUCCGGCAGCGACAUCGUUCGCGAUGAAUGCAUUCGCACCGGCCUGACAGUCCCCUUCCCCUCCUGCCGAGUUCCCUUCGGCAACGAAAACAAGUCCUCCGACAUCAACACCCUCGUCCUUCUCCGCUCCGCCUUCUGGCAAGGCGCCGGCUCACCACUCGGCCCCCGACCCAUCUGGGCGGUCGAUCAGGACAUCCACGGCCUCCUCCGGAAGUCCGUCAGUCAGUAUCCAGCCCUCGCACAGAACUAUGAGUUCUCGAUGAAGUUCCCCGAGGAGCGCAUUUACGCUCGUCAUCCCAUUCGCCCCACGAAGCCAACACCAGGGUCCUUGGUCUACAGUCGCUACAUCCCACAUCUGGACAAGCAUUUCUCCCUCAUGGCAGUGGAUUGGCAAAAUGAGGAGCACCUGCGGCUAUUCAACAAAUGGCAAAACGACCCUCGCGUCGCAAAGGGUUGGAACGAGACUGGUACCCUAGAUGAACACCGCGAAUACCUGCGCCGUCUGCACGAAGAUAAGCAUGUCCUGUGUUUAUUCGGCCGGUUCGACGAGUUCAAAUUCUCAUACUUCGAAGUUUACUGGGCUAAGGAAGACCACUACGGCGCCCACUACGACGCCGCGGACUACGACCGCGGUCGCCACUCCCUCGUCGGCGAACACAGUGUCCGGGGCGCAUACCGCGUAAACGCAUGGUGGGGAAGUUUAAUCCACUACAUCUUCCUCGAUGAGCCGCGCACGCAGGCCGUGGUCGGCGAGCCGAAGGCGACAAAUACGACCGUUCUGUCUUAUGAGAAUGCCCAGGGAUUGACGAUCCAGAAGUACGUUGACCUUGGUCAUAAGCGAUCUGUCCAUGUGCAUUGCAGUCGUGAGAAGUGGUUCCAGUUGUGUCCUCUUUUCUGGGAUGGACGGGAGAGGCCGUUGGAGAGCUCGGAUCGCAUGGCUUUUGACGCGAAGCUUUAA